CGGGGCAUCCCACCGGGGGCCGGGAUCCUGGGGCUCGGCCUGGAGCGGGACACACCCUAGGGGAGGGGACACACCCUAGGGGAGGGGACACACCCUAGGGGAGGAGCCACCGUUUCCGUUCGGGCUCCCAGGCCGCCACCGGGCCAGCUCGCGCUCCCGUUUCUGCAGCUCCCCGGCCCGGACGACAUGGCUCAGGAUCGUCGCACCUGCGCUCUGGAGCCCGAGCACGUCCAGCGCCUGCUGCUGUCCUCCCGAGAGGCCAAGAAGUCCGCCUACUGCCCCUACAGCCAUUUCCCGGUGGGGGCAGCCCUGCUCACCGGAGACGGGCUGAUCUUCUCCGGAUGCAAUGUAGAAAACGCCUGCUAUGCACUGGGCAUCUGUGCUGAACGGACUGCAAUCCAGAAGGCCAUCUCUGAAGGGCACAAGGACUUCAGGGCCAUUGCUAUCUCCAGUGACUUGCAAGAUGAUUUCAUCUCACCAUGUGGGGCUUGCAGGCAAGUGAUGAGAGAGUUUGGCACUGACUGGGCCGUGUACAUGACCAAGGCAGAUGGUACUUAUGUGGUCAGAACAGUCCAGGAGCUGCUGCCUGCAUCCUUCGGCCCUGAGGACCUGCAGAAGAUCUAGCAAAGGCCACACAGCACCCACUGUCCGGAAGGCCUUGGGUUCCCACAGGUGUUUAAGGGACUGGCACUGAAAACUUCGGAAAGAUGCCAGCUCAGGGACACCCGCCAAAGAAGCCCCAGCUCUCCCAGAGCUGGGCAGAGGUGAUUUUUCCUUAGGAUCCCAAGUCUGUCCUGCUUCUCCAGCACUGCCUGGGAUUCUGUCCUGUUCUGGGUGACCUUGCCAAUUAUAAACAUCACAGAACAUCCUGAUUCAGAAGAAUGCAUUUUUGCUCUUUGUCUCUGUUGUUGCAGGGUGAUUUAUCUUUUUAGAAAGACUUGGACACUCUCGCUGGGGGAGAAAACAGGCACCUUGGAGCUGUGUACCUUUUGGUGUGGAGGCCGAGUCCUCGUUAUGACCUGUGUCUUGAUGUCCUCCCACCCCCAAAGCCCCAUGCAGUCAUAUGUGGCGCUUUCUCUGGAAUUGAUUCAUGGUACACUGCUAGGCACUAGGAUUGAGCGUGUAAAUGCUACUUCCCCUAAGUAAUCUGCAUAAGAUUAAAGGGGCAGCAAGAUGCUCUUAAGGUUCCUUGUUGCUUUUGCUACCCUGUAGGCAUCAUGUUGUUUCUUUUCUGUGAUGCCUGUCUGCCGUACAACCUACCUCGGAGCCAGUCAGUUGUGGACUGAAACAAAUAAACCUUUCCUCCUUUAACUUUGGGGAUCAGGUAUUUUGUCUCAGCGACAAGAAAAGUAACUAACACUGUCCUUUAGCUUCCUGUCCCUGUGAUUCUGGGUGGGAGACUCUUAGGCUGGUCCUGAUGCCAGUACCCAUGUGCUGUCUUGGAUCUGGAAUGUUCCCUGGUGAUGACAUGUUACAAGCUUAGUCCCCAGCCUGUGUCAAUGCUGGGAGGUGAUGAAACCCUUCUGAAGUGGGACCUGGCAGAAGAUCUUCAGAUCACCGGUGCCCGUGCCCUUGAUGGGGAUUGUGGGAUUGUCUCUCUCUCCUUCCCUUCCUGGCCCUGAAGUGAGUGGGUUUUGCUGCCCACCAUGAUGGCCUCCUCACCACAGGCCCAAAACAACAGGACCAAUGGAUCAUGGACCAAAACCUCCAUAACUGUGGGCCAAAAUAAACCUUUUUUGUUUAUAAGUUGAUUAUCUUGGAUGUGUGGUACAGUGAUGGAGCAUGGACUAACACACACUUUCCAGUCUGAGUCUGGUUUGGGCUCAGUAUGGACCUGGGUGCUGGCUGCCAUCCACCCCUAUGGCCACGGCUAAAAGUGGCUUUCAGUGUGAAGAGGGAGCCAUAAGACUUACUGUGCACCACGUAGCUCUGGGUGUGUUGUUUCUUACGGAAAAUGCUCAGCGGUUCUGGUAGGUGGGACUUUCUCCUGAGAGAGGAGAACACCGUGACACAGAGGCUGAGAGCUUGCUCUAGGACUGCGGCAAAGCUCAGCACAGAAUCCAGGUCCCUUGACCCGCCUCUUGGUCCAGAAACAUUGCGGGCUCAUUUGCUAGAUUAAGGUGUUCAGCACACAUGAACCCAUUUGAUCUGUAUACCAAACCCAAAGAUAAAUGUUAUCACCUUCACUCUGCCAAUAAGUCCAAUU
Fukomys damarensis (Damara mole-rat) is the source of this 2206-nucleotide messenger RNA. It is a transcript of the gene Cda, whose product is annotated as cytidine deaminase. Gene Ontology annotation, molecular function: cytidine deaminase activity; zinc ion binding. Bases 187 to 624 code for a protein of 145 amino acids. The record is from RefSeq and is a predicted model, not a curated record. Lineage: Eukaryota; Metazoa; Chordata; Mammalia; Rodentia; Bathyergidae. The transcript has 4 exons. Gene Ontology annotation, cellular component: cytosol.